UCGGCCAAAUGUAAAUUGUAAACAAGUUAUGUGAUUGUGUAGAAUUUUCAACUUGGUUACGAUUGCUUCGAUCAUUGAAAGUAAUUUCAACAAUGGAUAGUUUAUUUGAGAUAGAAUCAGAAGAUCAAUUUAGGAAUGUUGUGGAAGAAGUUUUAAAUAAUUUACACAUCAGUAAAUCAGGUAUAAGCGCAGAAAAUAAGAUGAUUACCCUGGCGAAAGAAGAGUUGAAGCAAAUAUUAUCAUCAAAUAAUUAUGACUUGGCAAAAAUUAAAAAUUAUUUGCAGAAUAAACAAUGGAACAGUGAUAGAAUUAAGUUGUUUUUGUCUAUGGUGGAAGAGAACUGUUCAGAAAUACUGUACAACACACUUUUAAACCAUAAUAGUAUGUUUGGUGAGGCUGUUGUUGAUUUUGAUUGGCGAUUAAAAAUUGUACUGGGAACAAGUGAACUGAAAACACUAAGAUAUCCCUUGUUACAACUAAUCCUCACAACCAGUUCAAGCAAUUGUCAAAGGCAGAAUGUAUAUGAUAUCAAGAAAGAUAUGCUGAAAAGAUUAAUAGAAGUCCUAGAAAGCAGCUUAGAAAUUUGAAAUAUAAGUUAACAUGUAUUUAUUAUUCAAAUCAAAACUAAAAAGCCUUUCAGGUGACAGGCUAUGCUACAUCAGUAGCUACACUGGUUUUGUAAAUUAUACUAUAGUAUAAAAUGGGCAUGCUAUAUGAAGAGUCUAAAACAAAUGUUUUUCAAAUUCUCACUCUUUUAAUAUAUUUUUAAUAAUGUAAUUAUAUAUAAUACUUGAUACAUGAAUUUAAAAUCUGAAAAGGAGAAUUCAAUGAUUUAUGGUAACUUGCUUUCCAGAAAUUUGCAGAACAUAUACCUAAAAAGAAAUUUUAGUGUCUAAAGGGUCACUAAUGUAAGCUAGAUAAGGGCUUUAAUAAACAGAGUUUUGAUAACCUAGACUUACAACUCGAAAGUGAAAAUUAUAUGCUACAGUUGAAUCAGUUAUGAUUACUUCAUUUAAGAUGUAUGAAGUGACAGUACAAU
Amyelois transitella is the source of this 1039-nucleotide messenger RNA. RefSeq lists its product as uncharacterized. The transcript is spliced from 2 exons. Bases 93 to 587 code for a protein of 164 amino acids. Lineage: Eukaryota; Metazoa; Arthropoda; Insecta; Lepidoptera; Pyralidae. The record is from RefSeq and is a predicted model, not a curated record.